UACCAAACAGUUCUUAGGAUCCCUAAAACUCCCAAUUAUAUUACCAUGGACCGAAUUUUUUAAAUUUUCAGGGUUUUUUCCUUUCUAUUUCUCCGUUUCUGUUUCAUUAGGUAAAAAGAAAAUCCUAAAAAGGAUUCAAAUUCGUGAAAUUUGAAAUUCUAAGUCCAUGGAAAUCCAAGAAGUAUCGAGCACCUCAAAUCUAGCAGUUGGUUUAGGUGUAGAUGAUGAUGACGACGAUGAGAGGAGCAGCAUCAAUAAAGAUCGAGUUCGCGUCAAAAGAAAAACGUUGAAAACAGUUCUUGAGCAGUGCCAAAGAGCUCUGGAAUUGCUUAGUAACUCCGAUGUUGAUCUUCUUAGUGACGAUGAUGAUGACGACAACGACGACGGCGAUAAGCUAGAAGACUCCAGUUCAGAGAGUUCUUCUUCUGCGCCUCCUGUAGAUAAAGAAGCUUAUGAGUUAUGUAACCUUCUCAGAUCGAGAGUUGAAUGUGCUGAUUUCCUAGAAAAGCUAGAGUUUGCUCAAGUGUCUGUUCCACAAAAUAUAGCUGAAGAUGGUAAUUCUUGGGACGUGGUCAGUGCAAAUGAUCUAUGGGAAAAUGAAAAUUCUGGUUCAGAUGGUCAAGAUGAGUAUAUUUUUGUUCGGCAAGAAGACAUAGUAGAGGGUAUUGCAUGCUUCACAGCUGCUUAUUUAUAUUCCAUUGAACAGACUAAGGACUUGACCCCUAAUCAACUUCAGAAAGCUCUCGGCAAGACAUUCUCAGUUAAAAAGAAGAAAGGGAAACUUCGGAAGGCAUGGGAUGGAAGCAAAGUCGUCUAUAAUGUAGCUUCCUGGGGAGCAACUGCCAUCGGGAUAUACCAAAACCCAGUUAUUGUUAGAGCAGCUUCAAAAGCAUUCUGGACUUCUUGCCAUGUUAUAUCGAAGCUCCUCUGAUCCUCAAGUUAUGACUUGGGAAGUGCUAUGUUGUAACUGUGCUUUGAUUAUCCAACUUGAUUUGAUCUUGUAAAUAUUUUUUAAGGACUUCCAAGUAAUUCAAAUUCAUUGGUAAAUUCUCAUUGUAAGCUUUAUUUGCUCUCACCGUACGCGUAGCAAAUGUAUAUUUGGAAUUCAGCUGCGGACAGUUGUGUAGCCUCCUUAUUCAUAAUGUUCAGACUUGAAACAUGUCCA
Mercurialis annua (annual mercury) is the source of this 1165-nucleotide messenger RNA. RefSeq lists its product as uncharacterized. Bases 167 to 931 code for a protein of 254 amino acids. The transcript is spliced from 6 exons. NCBI's taxonomy places the organism in Eukaryota, Viridiplantae, Streptophyta, Magnoliopsida, Malpighiales, Euphorbiaceae. The record is from RefSeq and is a predicted model, not a curated record.